This is a messenger RNA of Rhopalosiphum maidis (corn leaf aphid), 1166 nucleotides long. RefSeq lists its product as uncharacterized. The transcript has 6 exons. Bases 382 to 1077 code for a protein of 231 amino acids. The record is from RefSeq and is a predicted model, not a curated record. Lineage: Eukaryota; Metazoa; Arthropoda; Insecta; Hemiptera; Aphididae.
AUCAUUCCUUCGACGUUCGAUCGUCGGCGAAGAACGACGAUACCGCGUAAAUAUUGUCUGACAGUAAUAAUAAUAUAUUUAUAAAUAGUUACGCGCCAAUAACGUAUUGUUAUCCCGUCACGGAUGUUUCUAUUGGGACCGACGAUGGUUUUUAACACCACAACUUAUAUACGUUCAUUAUAUAAAUACAAUAAAAUAUAAUAACUCACUGAGCUAUGAAAAAUCUUAUUUUCUUUCAAAGAAUCUUUUUUUGUUUCUCGACAGCGCUUGAUGCUUGCUUUUCGUAGCUGCUAAAUCCCAUCAUACGCGAUAUUAUUGAAUAGGCACAAGUGUUAAGACUGCGGCGCAACCGGCGGAAACGCGUGGUAUGUAAUAUGAUAAAUGGAGAACGGAUCUCAUUCUACUUUCAAACUAAACAUUAUCUCCCAAUCAAAAAAUCAAAACUGCCGAAGACCAUUGACUCUGUUUUCAUUUAUUACGGCUACGGCUAGAGAUGGUUCCCAAGUUACGGAAAAACGUCUAAAAGACGUUUCUAAAGUAUUAAAAGAUAGUUUGAUAAAAGGGACUACCUUGAAAUGCAAGGAAAAAAAUGUUGUCUAUCCCAUCAUUCACUUUACCGAGGAUCGAAAUUCGUUGAUGUCGGUGCUUCAAGAUCAGAACGAAGUAAAUGAGCAUUUCAAAUUACAUCAAGGUGUUUAUCGAGAAAUCAAAAGUAUCGAAUGUGGGGAUGGAAACGGACCAUUCGUAACGACUUCAACCAGCAUCUCUUACAUAGUAUCCGGAUUCAAACUUCUCGACACCAGUUUAGUAGAGGUAAUGAUUGAAUCUUGGAAGGACUGGACAGGUGCUAGGCAUAUAUAUCUCCACAUUCCGUACGACCUAGGUCUCCAGAGGAUCUCGCUUUUGAAAAAGGUGGCUCCGAGUUCUUUGAACUCAUUUACAUAUGUAGUACUCGCUGAGUGUUUGAAUGUUAACACAGAAGAAAAAAAAAUGUUACUGUUGGAUUUUGUUCAAAGGAUGAGAAUAGAAAAAUUUCUAUCUGGUUACCUAUCUGUUUAUGAGCUUCGUAAUACUUAAUUAACGCCAAUAUUAUAUAAUAUUACAGCAAAAGUAUACAAAACACUUAAAUGAAACUCGCAUGACGUAUAACUUAUUAGUAUUAAUUA